GAAAUCAACUUCCUCUGCGUCACUUCCUAGUCAAGUGACUAUCGACUCGGUCGGCAAAAGUACACAUUCGGUGAAGAAAAUAUUAUCAAAAUGGGCUGUCCGGUUUGUGGACCGAAGUUAUCAUUAUGUGGAAUAAUUACUAGUGCGUGGGGAAUUGUUAUGCUGAUUCUGAUGGGAGUGUUUUUCAUAAUCAAAAGCCCUGCCUUUAUUGAGGAUGUAAACUUUGACCAUGAUAAAGUCCAUAAAGCAGGUACAGUUGAGGCAGCAAACAACCUGAUUGAAGAAGCCUACCAAACUAGUGCUUACAACUGUUUCAUUGCUGGUGGUAUAUAUGUUGUCAUUUUGAUCUUCUCUGUUGUUCAAUUCAAGUGGAACAUGAGGGCCAGCUAUGUGAUGUCAUAGAACUUUGUAACAGACUCAAAAUUGGAUUGCUGAAAGACGCUUUAAAUCAAAUUUGGUGAAACUGGACACAUUUGGCCUGUGUGUGACCAUAGGUCAUUAUCAAUAACUUUGUACAGUUAACUCCCAGGAAUGUGAUAUGGCAGUGUCAAGUAGAUGCAAGACUGUUUUAAAUGGGAAUUGUAACUUGCACACACACUCAUUAUGGUCAGGAAUUAUCAAGAACAAUGUCUGUAGCAAACCUUCCUACAUCCUGGGAAUUGUGCAGACCUACAUUUCUAUUUGCAAUGUAGUAUAUUUGUCUACUGUAAAUACAUGGUGUAAAUUAUUGUUGUAAGAAUUGUACACAGUAAGUAGAAUGUUCUUUGAUGUCUAGUUAACAUAUGUAAAGUUCUUACUGAAUUUGACUUUAAUGAUAAACAAGUACAGUAAGAUCACUAAGCACACUAACUUAAAAAUGGAAGAGACAGAAAAAUGCACCUUGAAUAAAAAUUAUGGCAAACAAAUAGUUAACUGAUGAAGUGGGUUUUGUUGUAUGGAAUUUUUUUUUUUUUUUUUUGAUGUGAUAUUGCACUGUUAGCAUAGUCAUUGUUGAAUAUUUUACCAUUUAAUGGAACAUUUUCUCUGUAUCAGUGGAGGAAACCAAAAUGAAAUGGAUAGUUAUUAUAAAUACAUUUUUGGAAAAUUGUGAGGAAGAAGUGUUAAAUUACCUGUGCUGCAUGACGUUUACAAAAAUAAAAAAUAAAGUCUUUA
Messenger RNA from Lingula anatina, 1152 nucleotides. Its product is annotated as ribonuclease kappa-B. Gene Ontology annotation, molecular function: RNA endonuclease activity. NCBI's taxonomy places the organism in Eukaryota, Metazoa, Brachiopoda, Lingulata, Lingulida, Lingulidae. Gene Ontology annotation, biological process: nucleic acid metabolic process. The record is from RefSeq and is a predicted model, not a curated record.